CGCGUCGGUCGGGCUUUGACUGGCUGGAAAUUCCCGUCCUCUGCAGCUCCUCCCCCGCAGAAAUCCCCUCGCCGGGGUGUAUAUGCGAAGCGCCGCCGCCACCGCCGCUCACUCGCAGCAAGCCGGAGCUCUGCCGCCAUGAUCAGCGCCAGCCGCGCCGUCGAGCCGCCAGUUAUGGAGGGCUACGAGCAACCGAAGAAAGACCGUCAAGGCGGGUUCGCACUCGACGAUCGCCACGACAGCGGCUUGGACUCCAUGAAGGAAGAGGAGUACCGGCAGCUGGUGAAGGAGUUGGAGGACAUACGCCUGCAGCCCCGCGAACCGCCCGCCUGGGCACAGCAGCUCACCGAGGACGGGGACACUUUUCUCCACUUGGCGAUUAUUCACGAGGAAAAAGCCCUGAGCCUGGAGGUGAUCCGGCAGACGACCGGGGACCGCGCUUUCCUGAACUUCCAGAACAACCUCAGCCAGACUCCUCUUCACCUGGCAGUGAUCACCGAUCAGCCUGAAAUUGCCGAGCAUCUUCUGAAGGCCGGAUGCGACCUGGAAAUCAGGGACUUCCGAGGAAACACCCCCCUGCACAUUGCCUGCCAGCAAGGCUCCCUCAGGAGCGUCAGCGUCCUCACGCAGUACUGCCAGCCGCACCACCUCCUCGCUGUCCUGCAGGCGACCAACUACAACGGACAUACAUGUCUCCAUUUGGCAUCUAUUCAAGGCUACCUGGCUAUUGUCGAAUACUUGCUGUCCUUGGGAGCAGAUGUAAAUGCUCAGGAGCCAUGCAAUGGCAGAACGGCACUACAUUUGGCAGUUGACCUGCAGAAUUCAGACCUGGUGUCGCUUCUGGUGAAACACGGGGCGGACGUGAACAAAGUAACCUACCAGGGCUAUUCCCCCUGUCAGCUCACAUGGGGAAGAGACAACUCCAGUAUACAGGAACAGCUGAAGCAGCUGACCACAGCCAACUUGCAGAUGUUGCCAGAAAGUGAGGACGAGGAGAGCAGUGAAUCGGAGCCUGAAUUCACAGAGGAUGAAGUAAGUAGCUAUUUGCACCUUUUCAAGAGAAGGGGAGAAUCCUGCCCUUUGUAGGUUUUUUUUUGUUGGUGGUGCCGCUCUGAUGACAUGCUCCAGUGACCUCUUACCUAUAUAACAGAUGGGUAUAAAUAGCCCAUAAAGUAAGGUUACGCUAUCAGCCAUCAGCAAGAUGGCUGUUGGGGCAAGCAUAUAAAUAGAAUAAAUUUAAGAAUAAAAUGUAAAAACAUGAGAGAACGGAGGUUAACUUCAUGCAACAUGGUUCUCUGAGCACCGUUCUGUUGCUGACAUCUACAGAACCUCAUGAGAUUAAAUGCAAGUUAAUGGGUGAUUUUUUUCCUCCCUGGCAUUUGUUUUUCUAACAUUCUCAGUGCUGUUAAAUGGCAAAUGCAACCAUUUUGGUGUAGAAAUUUUAUAUGCCGUCUUAAGUCAGGGCAUGCAGAAUUUGGCAGUUAUCCCAGAGUGGAUACGAUACUCCCAGUAAGAGUUUUGCAUUAACAGGCUUUUGGUUUUUUUCUUGCAGCUUAUAUAUGACGACUGCCUUAUUGGAGGACGACAGCUGGCAUUUUAAAGUAGAGCUUUCUGUGGAAAGAAGUGACUGUGUACAUAUGUAUAGAAAAAGGACUGACUUUCUUCAUUUAAAGAGAAAGUCGCAAUGCAGAGUGAAAAACGAGGAGGGAAAUACUACGCUGCCCAGCAAGGAGCAUGUAAUUGUAACAGGAUGGUUCCAGGUUCUGGCCUGUGUUUUAAAUACAGGGGCGGGAUGUGUAACAUCGGUAGAGAUCUGUGAUCAUUCACACCACCUGAUAACGAGCCACACAGCCAAUCUUCUCAACCCUACGAAGGUUAACAAACUACACAUCCAGCCUGCUAGUCACAGAGAGCUAUUUUGGCAGUGUUAAGUACCACGAGGAACACGUGUCCUCUCGUGGAAAGGCAGGCUCACAUCAACGCCCCAUCUUCUUGGAGACUUAAUUCGUGUUGGGCUGGCGGUGCUCCCUGGCCUUACUGACCGACCUCAGCUGCUCUCGGUGGGGCAUCCCAGGUGGAGGAGUCAAACCAAGGGACUGGUGACCUCUGGGCUGUUAGGAGAAAGUAGCAAUCAUGUUAACUGUGGGCAUUGGAAACAGUGUGUUUCACACCAUGUGUGUCAUAAUUGCUACACUUUUUAGCAAUUGUAUAUUGUGUAAAUACUGUACAUUUUUUGUUUAUAAUUAUUUUGGUACAUGUGAGAUAGGUAUUUAUUAAAAAAAGUCAAAUUA
Molecule: messenger RNA, 2291 nt
Organism: Grus americana (Whooping crane)
Lineage: Eukaryota; Metazoa; Chordata; Aves; Gruiformes; Gruidae
Gene: NFKBIA
Product: NFKB inhibitor alpha
Exons: 5
Coding region: 139-1086 (315 amino acids)
Molecular function (GO): protein binding
Source: RefSeq, a predicted model, not a curated record